AUGCAGUCUCCGUAUCGUGACGACUUUUUCCAGACGACAACCUCAAUUAAGGAAAGUUGCCGUAAAGAAAAGAAAUCUGGCAAUAAAAAUGGGAAUCCUAUAAAACUACCUGGAAAGAUUUUAGCUAUUGCUGCCGAUCCAUUUAAGGCUAGCUCGGUAUUCGUUGCCGAGAGUUCUGGAGUCUUGAGAGCUGUUGCCCUUGAAGGUGGUGAAACGACAGCUAUAUACAAGGGACCCUCUGCUCCCUUAACAAGUCUUUGUUUCUCUACUGAUGGGACGACUGUGUUUGCGGGAUGCUGGGACAAGACCAUCUGGAGCUGGCAUGUAAAAACACGCAACCCUGGGCGUAAUUACGUCGGGCAUGUUGAUUUUGUGAAAGCAGUGCUUUGUUCCGAAUUCAAUGACAUGACCCUCCUAGUAUCUGGCGGAGCUGAUGCGAAGAUAAUUAUCUGGGAUUUACCCAACGGCGCACAACUUCAUGUGCUCCAAUGUCAUUCCCGCGGAAUUCAAAGCCUUGCUAUCGAUCCUAUUACACAUGAUAGCCGCUCUGUUUGCAUCUUCAGUGCUGGCAGUGAUCGGGCGAUAUUGGGGUUUGCGAUACGACCCGAUUCCAAGGACUUAACUGUUUUUGACCCGAUCCUCGAGCAUCAGACAAGCAUUUACAAGUUAUUUUUUGAUGACGAUGGAGAUUUAUGGACUGCAUCCGCAGAUAACACCGCAAAGUGUCUCACAAAAUCCAGUGCCUGGACCGCAAGUCUUACUUUAGAGCAUCCCGAUUUUGUGAAAGACGUUGUAGUCCAUGAAGCUGGAGGUUGGGUGAUCACUGCAUGCCGAGACGAGGAAGUUAGGGUAUGGGAUCGGGCAACUGGUACUCUACACCACACGUAUUCUGGCCACUUUGAAGAGGUUACUGGUUUGCUAUUACUUGGGCUGAAAAUAGUUAGUAUCAGCAUUGAUGGUACAAUUCGACAAUGGUCUAUACAUCCACAAGAUCUGCUUCGUGCAAAAAUGGAUAUACCUAAUGACGCUCUUACUCGAACUGCUGAACGUUCAUAUGACCUCUUGACGGAGGAAGAGGAACGCGAGCUAGCGGACUUGUUGGAUCAAGACUGA
Ophidiomyces ophidiicola is the source of this 1113-nucleotide messenger RNA. RefSeq lists its product as uncharacterized. The coding region runs from base 1 to 1113 and encodes 370 amino acids. The record is from RefSeq and is a predicted model, not a curated record. Gene Ontology annotation, molecular function: protein binding. NCBI's taxonomy places the organism in Eukaryota, Fungi, Ascomycota, Eurotiomycetes, Onygenales, Onygenaceae. Gene Ontology annotation, cellular component: transcription repressor complex; nucleus. Gene Ontology annotation, biological process: negative regulation of transcription by RNA polymerase II. The transcript is spliced from 4 exons.